This is a messenger RNA of Mytilus trossulus (common blue mussel), 803 nucleotides long. RefSeq lists its product as uncharacterized. Lineage: Eukaryota; Metazoa; Mollusca; Bivalvia; Mytilida; Mytilidae. The transcript is spliced from 3 exons. The coding region runs from base 12 to 461 and encodes 149 amino acids. The record is from RefSeq and is a predicted model, not a curated record.
GUUUAGCAAAUAUGAAAAUUACAGUAUCAAAAGUCCUUGUGCUUGUUAGUGGGCUAGUUGGCGUUAUAUUUUAUUGGUUGGCUGUCAUAAAUGAAUAUUGGCAUACUGAAUCAAGUGAUAACAACGUGUCUCAAUCUCCAAAAGAUGUAUAUGUAAGGAUGCUGAUAAUGUUGAGGGGCUGCGGUUGGUUGCUUAUGCCUGCAUCCUGGUUUAUGAUGAUGUUAUCUUACUGUAAACUACACAAAGACUCAACAAUGCUCACCCUUCCAUAUUGGUUAAAUAGGUCCGCUAUUGUUAUAUUCAGCAUAUAUGCUGUGUUUGGACUAUUGGAAAUGUAUAGGUUUUGUGAAAAUAUUGGGCUAUCUUGGUUGUGCUUUUUUGAUGUGUGCAUGGUGUUCACGAUCUCCAUGAUGUACUGGAACAUACAUCAUGAUGAAAAGAUAGAAAUGAAGAAAAAAUAAUAGACCAUAUCAAAGAUAAAUGACACAACAUAGCCAUUUUUUGAAAAUGUUACAAUAGCCUUAAUUUCCUGUAUUUAAUAUUAAUAUUUAUAAGUAAUGAUUGUUAAGUUUGGACUUCUACUUAGUUAAUAUAUUAGCAAUACAAAACCUGUUUGUGUAUAAAACAUGUAUUUAUCUUCAUUUUAAGCUGAAUAUUACUUAUUGUGCUAUACAGAAAUGACCAGUUGUAUACAAUAUUCUUGCAUUCUAAAGCAACAAUUGUUUGCAAGUCUAAAUGUUUUUGCUGUACAAGUUCAAAUUUUCUUGAGGAAAAUUAUCUAAAAUAAUAAAAUAAUCUGAUCU